Cuscuta campestris is the source of this 489-nucleotide messenger RNA. The record is from the annotation of a GenBank genome assembly. NCBI's taxonomy places the organism in Eukaryota, Viridiplantae, Streptophyta, Magnoliopsida, Solanales, Convolvulaceae.
ACAAAUUUUUAACAUUGUCGUUAUAUAUUUUAUUUUAUUCAUACGAAUAAUUAAAAUUAUAUUUUAUCAGAAAUUUAUUAUAACUUUUAAGAUAUAUUUCGAAGCGUUACAGUUGACGGGAUGGGCAGCGCCAUUGAGCGCACUGACACGGCAGUUCAACGCCAAGGCUAUGCCAUGCAAGUCUAUUUCGACCGUGUCAACUAUGUGCCUCCUCUGUACCAACCCACCUUCCUCAGACAAGACUACACACCGUUCGAAAACAACGAAUCAUACAUUGCCUCAAGCUCACCCGAUGAUGAAGAGAUUGAUGAGGAUGUAAUUGACGUGGAAUUGAAGAUUAUGAAGACAAGCAGGACGAGGAUGAAGAAAGUCAUUAUGUUUUAGUCUUAUUUAGGUUUUGAUGAUUGCCAAAUCGCUCUGGAUAUAAAGAAGCUUCAUUGAAAGACUUAAGGCAGGAAGCAAGGCAAAGCAUAAAGUACAAGAACCAAG